Molecule: messenger RNA, 825 nt
Organism: Electrophorus electricus (electric eel)
Lineage: Eukaryota; Metazoa; Chordata; Actinopteri; Gymnotiformes; Gymnotidae
Gene: psmg4
Product: proteasome (prosome, macropain) assembly chaperone 4
Biological process (GO): proteasome assembly
Source: RefSeq, a predicted model, not a curated record
UCUAAAUAUCAAAAAGGGUAGAACAUACUGUUUGAUCAUACUGUUUGAAAUGUACUUUUCUUUAUAUAUUUCUAUAAUUGUCAGAUUUCUGCUGAAUAAUUCCAAAGAGAUAUUUAAUAAAAUAAACCUGCAAAUUGACCAUGAAAUAAAUGUUUUUAAACUUAAUUUAGUUUUUAAUCUGCUUUUUCUCCUCCUAACCGGUCGGUGUCGCUGAAGCACCAAGAUGAUACUUUAGUAACGUUAUAGUUCAGCGAAGCGGUUUCUACGGAGGCUCUGGAGCUUAGUUUUGCCUACACUGGUAAAAUAAAAAUAAAAUACAAUACACUGUUAAUUUAAAAUUAGUUUAGCUGCAUCAAAGGCCGAAGAAGUAUCAAUAUGGAGAACGGCGAUUGUAGUAGCCAGCAAGCCGUAGAGGCCAUUACUGUUUAUGACUUUUCGGAGAAGAUCUUGGAGCAAGUUGUGCAUUUCCAUGUUAUGAAAUUAAACGGUGGAUUUUUCCUUUGGAUCGGCACGAGCGCUGUACUUUCCAACCUGGCAGUUUCAAUGUGCAGUAAAUUUGACUCCAUGCCGUUGUCGACGUCGGUACUAGGAGAUUCAUCAGAAACGACCCCAAAUUCUUUAGCUCAAAGACUCACAAAGAAGACGAAGAAGCAAGUAUUUGUGAGUUAUAAUUUGCCCAUGACGGACUCGAACCUAACGCUGUUGGUGGAGAAUAGAAUCAAAAAGGAGAUGGAACUCCACCCUGACAGAUUUUAAAUGCUUUGAACUGUAAAACCCUUGUUUUGUACGUAAGUACACAAAUAAGAUAUAAAAAUGUCCAUAUUG